UAUUUGUAGAUAAGGCAAUCGAUCAUCAACUUCAUUGCUUGGUAGCUUGUUGAAAUUGUCAUCAGCAAUGGAAAGUAAAUCCCACAAGACUGUUUUUGUGACGCUUGUCGUCUUUGCCAUGGUGUUAUCUCCUAUGGUAACCUCGUGCGAAGCUGCUCGAUCGACUCACCGAGAACUUCUCCAGAGGCCGCCGAUAUGUCCUGCUUGUGUGUGUUGUGCACCUCCACCACCGGGCUCAUGUUGCCGUUGCUGUGCUACUCCUACUCCUGUGGCGAUUGUAUCUGAAAAUGGAACACCAUGAGAAGCUGUUGUGUUCAAUUGCAGGCGUUAUGAAACCUCUUCGGCGAAAUUGAUCCAAGAUACUUACAAUAAUGAGGGGUUGUUUGCGAUAUACUUGUAAUUUUUGGGGGGUAUUUGCAUACUAGCAGUAAGCAGUAUAUAGAAUGGGGGACUUUUGCCCCCCUCCGUUUUUAUCUCCAAUAAUAAAAACAUGCUCUACGAGUUUUAAUAUGUUUUCUCAA
Rhododendron vialii is the source of this 521-nucleotide messenger RNA. RefSeq lists its product as uncharacterized. The transcript has 2 exons. The record is from RefSeq and is a predicted model, not a curated record. NCBI's taxonomy places the organism in Eukaryota, Viridiplantae, Streptophyta, Magnoliopsida, Ericales, Ericaceae. The coding region runs from base 68 to 301 and encodes 77 amino acids.